Molecule: messenger RNA, 1284 nt
Organism: Anarrhichthys ocellatus (wolf-eel)
Lineage: Eukaryota; Metazoa; Chordata; Actinopteri; Perciformes; Anarhichadidae
Product: tripartite motif-containing protein 16-like protein
Exons: 5
Coding region: 1-657 (218 amino acids)
Molecular function (GO): protein binding
Source: RefSeq, a predicted model, not a curated record
AUGCCUGUGCCUAAGAAAGCAGGAAGAAAAAACAGCAGUGCAGCAGAAGAGAAGCUGCCGCCUCCAUAUGAGCCAAAUGUCCCUGAACCCACCACCAGGGCUGACUUCAUGAAAUAUUGGCUCCCGCUCUCUCUGGAUGAUAAAACUGCACAGAAGCUGUUGUGGAUUUCAGAGGGCGGGUCCAAGGUGGCCCGCACGUCUGAUGACGUCUGCCCGUAUCCCAACAGGCCUGAGAGAUAUGAACACUCACCACAGGUGCUGUGUAAGGAGAGUCUGAUGGGCUAUCGAGGGUACUGGGAGGUGGACUACGACGGCUGGGUGGUGAUCGGGGUGGUCUUAGAGAGCGCUCCUCGGAAGAGCCAGGACGCCCGAGGAGCCUGCGGCAUUGGGGAGAACAACAGCUCCUGGGGCGCCGGCUGGUCUGGUUCCUGCUUCCAGGUCUGGCACAACAGCGACAACGUGGACGUCCAGCUCCCCAUGGCCUCCGCUAUGGGCGUCUACGUGGACCAGCCCGCCGGCAUCAUAAAGCUCCUCACGGUGGAGGGAGAGGAGGUGCAGCUGAUUCACAAGUUCAAAGCCAACAUUCAGGAGAAGGUUUUCCCCGCGUUCUGGGUUGGCACAAAUUCGUUCUGCCUUCUUCGGAAAAAGGAUCAGUGACGCAGUUAAGAGUCGAGCAUGAAGGUUAAUAGUGUGAAUCUAUGAGGUGUCAGGAGGGAGAUGCAGAUCUUGUGAUGUUUGGGGAACAAAGGUUGUAGUUAUACAGCAGAACUGAAGCACGUUGUGACAUUUGCUUUCUCUGGUUGCAUGAAGAAAGCUUAUUAAUCUCAUAUUGUAAACAAAGAUGGCUACCUAUUUUAUUUACUAUUCUGUAUGUAUUCAUGUAUUUUAUUUAACUUAGUUUUAGGUAUUGUAUGAUUUUGUAAAUCGCAUGUACUGGAGUGCUUAUUUUUUUAAUGCGCUUAAUGUCGUCAAUAAAUUAAACUUAUGUAAUAACUCUGGCAUUGCAUUAUUUUUUGCAUGAUACACUAAAUCAGACAUCGACUCCUUUCCUUCACUUCAGCAGAGUGCUGAGGCCCUCUAGAGGCCUUUAAUAGCAUCGCAUCCUCACACACAAAUACACAAAGACAAGUCUCUUUCUCUUGCUCCUUUUAUUUGAAACAGAAAAGUACUUAACGGAACAUUUAUUUGUUUCGAAAAUGUCAGAGAUGGACCUUUUUGUUUCUUUAAAAUCAACCCAUCACUCUCUCUCUCUCAUACAGUAACUUUCUCAUUCAGUCAUUUUAA